Messenger RNA from Thunnus maccoyii (southern bluefin tuna), 8204 nucleotides. RefSeq names its product phospholipid phosphatase 6 (gene plpp6). The transcript has 2 exons. Lineage: Eukaryota; Metazoa; Chordata; Actinopteri; Scombriformes; Scombridae. Gene Ontology annotation, molecular function: sphingosine-1-phosphate phosphatase activity. The record is from RefSeq and is a predicted model, not a curated record. The coding region runs from base 1859 to 2722 and encodes 287 amino acids.
UAAACAAAACAAUACAGGGAGUAAUGAAAAAGACCAAAAGCAGAAAAAACAGAUACGUGUGAAUAAACAUUCACACGUAUUUAUGCAAAAUUAUAAACAUGUAUACAAUUGACCUGACAGUAUUGCCCACAGUGAUUCUUCAAAGGUUUUUUGUUUCACAGACAGAAUUAUAGCAAUUUAGAUAUAUUUGGUAGAAACAGCGGAAAUAUGUUAUAUGUUUUUAUCAGUUUGAGUGCUGUUAGACUCUUUUUUUUUAACCAUAGGCUAUCUGUCAACAUUUAGGUCUGACAAUAUGAUUUUCUUUCAGGGGCAGUGGUGGUGGUGGUGUUGCCAUUUUAAGUUCAGUCUGACGAUUUCAUUGCCUUCCAUCAAGCUAUAAAUAAUGUAGUCGCUGUGCAUUGGAGGAUUUGGAGGACUUUAUCUGGGCUGGAGGUACCUUUGUUGCACUUUUUGGGGGCUCCAAUCUAAAAUCUCACCUAGGUCCAACAGCUAAGUAAAACUGUGUACUUUUAUUCAUUGUCACCCUCCUGUGUGUGUUUGAUACAGUAUUGAGCAAAAUAAAUGUGAUUAUCAUUUUUGCUAUUAUCAUGCAGCCCUUCUAGGACUGGAGGUUCUAUUGUUGCACUUUAUUUGAGUGUGAAUCCAUAUUUGAAGGUCUAUGACUGGAGGUACUGUUGUAGCAUUUUGCUCAAUUCUUGUGUGCAAUUCUUGGAGUCUACAAUCUAAGAAAGAAAGAUGAAGGUCUGCACACUGUAGCUCCCUUAGAUGCAGUUUAAUGAGACAUCCACCAGUGACGUUUCAAGCCUCGUACAUGCUCUUCUUCAGACUCAGACUCAGACUUCUGGGUGGGGUCUACAAUCUAAAAUCUCACCUAGGGCACCAACAUAGUCAGGGCUGACCCUGGUUAGACUAUUCAAAAAUUAGACCAUGCUUUCUACAAUAGGGACUAAAACAUUAUAACUCUCCCAGAUUACUGAGGCAAUUUAUGUCCAAAGGUUAACUGAAUGAGUGAAAACUAAAAAAAACACAAAAAGACACAAAAAAAUCUGUCAAAACAUUGAUUUUAUUGUGUGGAAAAAUUACUUUCCAAUACAAGGAGAUAAAGGAUUCUGGCAGUUUCUUUAUAUAAUGAACAAAUCCUAUGAAAAGACCAAAAACAACAAUGAAUUGAUCCUGUAGGUAUAUUGCCUGUGUGCCUUGCCUGAUACAUAUUAUUAUAUCUAUGCCAUAGAGCUCAAUUGUCCAAUAAUCCAUUGCUGAAAAUAGUCCCUAACAAACAGGCCUUUGCUAUUUACUCCUGUUUGACAAACCUUUGCUAAAAUCUACAGUGCCCAACUGUUAAAUAAAAUUACUGAGCCUUAAAAAUUAAACUAAUUGUGACAUCUUUAGUAGAAAAGAAUGAACCUGAGUUCAGUAUUAGACUGGUGUUGGUUGUCAUCCUUUUAUUGAGUUUACUGACAAUAAGAAAAUAUGCAAAACUCCAGCAUUAUCCUUUAAAACAUUCCAGAUAUGAAAAUAAUUACAGCAUUUAUCCACCAAGCCAUAAUCUCGGGAAUACUCAUAAGGAAGUUUAUUUUUCUAUUUUUACUUUAUCUUAACGGUCAAUGCUUUUAUACACACAGUCAGAAGAAAACGGUCAAAUGUACAUUUAUGGUAAAAACACAAUUUCCCACGUCGCUUUGCGGUAAGGACAACAAAGAUGGCGAUUCAGCUCAGAGGUACUAGACGUGAUGUGAAUUGUCAAACGUACAACAGAUGAGCUAAAGGACUGAAAACCCGCACAGCACUGCAGAAAAAUCACCACUGCGGUGCAGCAACAGCACACUGACCUGUCUACGUCGGUAGAUUAACAGACUAGAUGCCCUCUCCGAAAGCAAAAAACCCCGGUCGCAGCGGAGGAAGCCCGGUGUUUGGCAGCUCCAACGGCCGCUACGAGUUCAUGUCGCUGACGAAACCGCUAAACCGUUCCUCGACGCCGCCGCACCUCCUCCAGCGGCAGGGCUCCGACCCGACCACUGCCCGGCUCCGAGCCUCGGAGAGCCCCACUCGGCGCCGGGGCUCCAGCUCCUCCACCGGCUCGGGGAGCGGUCAGGGGAUGCCGGAAGAGGACGGUAUACGGAUCAACCCCUCUUUCAUCCGCGUAGCGCUCAGCUCGCUGCUCGCCAUCGACCUGUGGCUGUCUAAGCGGCUGGGGGUGUGUGCCUGUGAGGACUCGUCCUGGGGCAGCGUGCGCCCGCUAAUGAAACUGAUAGAGAUAUCGGGACAUGGCAUCCCGUGGCUGGCUGGCACCGCCUACUGUCUGUACAAGAGUGACAGUGCUGCAGGACAAGAAGUCAUGCUCAACCUCUUCAUGGGUCUGCUGUUGGACCUGGUCCUGGUCGCUAUUGUCAAGGCUGUGGUGCGCCGGCGUAGGCCAGCGCAUAACCGCAUGGACAUGUUCGCCACCUUCUCCGUGGACCGCUACUCCUUCCCUUCCGGCCAUGCCACCCGCGCUGCCAUGUGCGGGCGGUUCCUGCUGGCACACCUGGUGCUGGCCGCCCCCCUCAGGGUCCUCGUCCUGCUGUGGGCUAGCAUGGUGGGGCUGAGCCGAGUGAUGCUUGGCAGGCACAAUGUGACUGAUGUGAUGUUUGGGUUCUGGAUGGGCUAUUGCCAGUACAACCUGGUGGAGAUGCUUUGGCUCUCACCUCAAACCCUGCAGGGGCUACUGGGACAGUUAGCUUAACGUUGAGGACUGAAGGAGAUGGAGAUACUGUCUGUUUAAAUCUUGAUGGAAAGAGCUCCUGCACACGCUUUUGUCUUUAAGACAGAUUUAUAAGAAAAAUGUCCUUUGACUAGAGAAGAGCACCCUGUCACACAGUUUUCUCCUGCUGUUUCAUUACUCUAUUACAGUAGCCUCCAAAAGUACAGGAUUUUAAUCAGAAUAGACCAGAGAGGAACAAAUCUAAUCAGUUUACCUCCUGAAGCCACCUCACUCACCUCUACCACCCUUAGCAGCCUGAAUCAUGGGCAAUAUAAAGUGUAUAAACAGUUGUUCUAGACACUGAACAUUAUUUAAACUGCAAGUAUAUUUUUGCUACUAAGGGAAUGUUAAGUUCAGUUCAGAUAUUUAUUGUCCCACAAGAAGAAAUUCUUUUUGCAGCAAGGCAGCAUAUAAACACAAACACAAGAAACAGUAAGACAGCUGAGUACAUGUAAGUAAAUUUAAUCAAGUGGGGUCUAUGAGCUCUCCACUUGUGGAUCUGACUAGACACCCCCUGUAAUUUCACAGCACAGAGGAGAGGUUAAACAAUGAAUAAUAAUUAUUAUUAUUAAAUGAAUAAUAAUUAACAUGAAUGCUUUACUUUGGAAAAAGAAUAAUACCUAUAAUAAUAGCUUAUAUACUUUAUUCAGUUAAUGUAGAGGCAAACUAGCCUGACAUUGCCAGACUAAUUCACACUAAUAUGCGAAUUCAUAUUAGGAUUUCCAAGGGGCGAUAUCAACAGGCAGACCAAAAUUCCUCUGCACACAACAGGAUAGACCUACAACCAAUCAGACCACAUUACUGCUAAACAGUACACUAAAAUAUGUUUGUGAAAACAUUUGAGGCAACGCAGUAACAGAAUCGUGAUCCAUAUUUGAUCAGCACUGCCUAGUUUGACAGUUUGAUCUGAGUUUUGUGAGUCUGGUGUAUUGCGCUUUGUAGACUUUUUUCCUCAACUUUAUUUACAACAGUUAAACUCAAACAACAGACAACCCCCAGACCUGCAGACUGUCAGUCAUCGUAUCAAACACGUCACCUGUUUGAUAAAUGGUUGUGAACCAGACAGUUCCAGGCCGGGUGGAAAUCGUUUGGAAUGUGGGGGCGGCCAGAUGCAUCUGCCAGAGCAAGUAAAAUAUGAGCUCAGCAGAUUCAUCUGGUUCCCAAGCUAUGAUACUGUACUUUAACACUAAUAGUAUCAAGUAGAAACUGCAAUUGACUAACUGUGUGCAAGUAGGAUUUAUAUGCCGAGUGUGUUACAGGUCACAAACAGUGUCCACACUGUUAGGCUCUUCCUUUAGGCCAGUUUUACCCACUGAUUCAGGGUUCAUGGGAGCAGCUUCCCCGACCUGUCUUCAGUUUUUGUCUUUCUUCAGCACAAUUUCAAGGAACUGAGCUUGAUAUUAGCCUGUUGAUUUGCCCGCCCAGCAGUUUAUGCUGCUAUUCCCCUUCAGUCCUCAAAGAUCUUCUCUCCUUUCAAAAAGCACACUCAACUUUUACUUCCCUCUUCCUCACAACGACAUCUGAUAGGAUUAGACACUGUUGUGGAUAUUUUGAGUGAUCAUCAAAGUCAUCUGCAACUUGGAUGCUGUCUCUUUCCGUUCUGCCCCAUGAAGGUCUGACCCUUAGUCUUUAACCUGAGCAGAUCAGCCUACAAUAUGAAAAAAUAGUCUAAUUGGUUCACUAGUUUCUAAACAAGGAACUGCAUUUUACCCGCGUCAGUUCAGGUCACGUUGCAUGGAACUUCAGGUAACCAUCAGCACAUUCUGGCUAUGCAUUCCACCUAUCUGUGUUGUCUAGGAAAGCCCCCUCCAACCUUGGUGACAAUGGUAAUGCUGAUUUACCCUUUAUCAGAGAGGUUUGUGCUUUCCCCAAAACAUCACAGACAGCUGGAGUCUCAAGGAGAGGAGAGAAUAUCUCCUUCCUGCAUAAGAUUUACAGUGUGACCUCAAAGCCCAGGCUUGACCCAAUGUAACCCAAUUUGUAACCCCUAGAGAUGGAAAAUUCCAUAACAGACACUACAUUGUUUCAAGGGGACUAACCCUGACCCUCAUAAACAUUAAUUUCACCAAUUUAUUUCUCUAUGUCAUUCUCAUUUAUUUGACAGUAUCACAGUUUCAUUAAUAAUCAACCACAUCAGAUCACAUACCACUGAUUUACUAACUCAACUCUGAUGGAUUACAUAUGCUUAACCUCAUUGUUAUCAUGUCAUACACAUAAACAUAAAUCAAUCACUGUUGUCAUUAUAUCAAAUAUGUGCUGUAUAUACGUUUAAGGUUUAGUAUUUCAACACCAAAUCACUACCUUUAUUUACUAAAAAUGUGUCUCCUUAUAAAGGGAAAAAUAUCUGAGGAGGGUCUAAAAACAGAAAUGUCAUAAUUUUUAACAGUUUAUUGCAAUAAGCAGUGUGUGGGAGUCCUCUUCUCUAGGCAUUGAUAGUUUCAAAUGAUGUAACAAGGCUGAAGUCUCAGUAAAGUACUGACUUACUUUUACAUUUGUAAUAUGAGGAAAGAAAGCUUUAUAUUGAAUGGACUUGAGUCAAAGCAGUAGGGUGGUACAUACUGUAUCUUUACAUCUUCAUUGUUAAGUAGUGAGCCAUCCAUUCACUAAAGACAACGUGCCAAACUGAAGAAAGAUCACCACAGUCUGGCUUGGUUUAUGUUGAAGUUACAGAUUGGUAAGAAGAGAGAAAUUAUAAUUGAAUGAUGAUGAUAAUAAGAUUAACAGCUAUGACUUGUGAGCGGUAGCAAUCACAGCCGAUCGAUCCAUCCAGUGUGAUGCAGAUGUAUGGGUGAUUAAAAACAUAUCAGUGCUCACGGGGAACUCUAAGAUAUGUUCCGUUUAGUUGAUGGGUUUCCAUCACCUGAGAUUUUGUUCAUAAAAGUGGCAACUUGCUAACAUUUUGCACUGUGAAACCAUUCCUAAAGACACUGGCAUUGUACUUUUCUUCCAUUAUUUUGCUCCAGCCAUGUUUCCAAGCACUGCAAUAAUUUUAACCUCACAGACCAGAAUAGAUUAUUCAUUAGUAGAUUUUUGACACCAUAAUACCAGAAUGUAAAACUACGCACGUCAUUCCCUUUCAGAGUCUUGGUAGCAUGCAGUUUUUUAUUUGGGUUAGUGAGGGCAUGUUAACUGUUUAAUUUGUUAUGUAACAGCCUGGUAUACUGCCAGGCUUCAUGGAUCAGUGACCAGAAUUGGAAGGUACUGAAAACUUUAUUCCCUGCCGCAUGUUGACCUACUGACUGCAUCUGAUUUUGUGUGCGUGUGCGUGUGCGUGUGCGUGCGUGUGUGUAUGUGUGUGUGUGUGUGUGUCUUUAGGUGCAUGCACUAUUUCCCAGAAGCAGCAUGUUUGAUGAUUAAUCCACUGAUAGACCUACUGACUGAAUGCCAGUCUGAGAUCCAACAUUAAUGUUAAAACUUCCAAGUGACGCCAGCGGUCAAGAUGUUGUAACACAGAUGUGUGUUUGACGUUAGCACGGUCUUAGAGGCUGUUGACCCAUGUGUAAGCGAUUAAAAGUUGCUGUGUAAUGUUUUGUGCCCUUGGCUGUUACAUGUGUAGUUAAAACUGAUCUGAUAUUGCUUUUAAUAACCAGAAAAUCAUUUUAAAACAAAGUCAGACAACCAAAUCUGAAAAGCUUGUGACUUUUUGGGGGGAUGUGUUGUUCAAGAAAUAAUUUCACUUAUUUUAAACUAACCAUGAGAAUCAGUAUAUUAGCCUACGUACUGUACACGUCAUCAGGCUUUUUAUUUUCAGUGAACUGGCAAGUGAAUCAAAAUUAACAGUCAAGCCAAAGGGCAACUUCCCACCUUAAACCUGAGUUUUAUGGUCAGUCAAGUAUCAUAACAUGUAACUGUUGAGCUUAAUCCAAUACUUGAUGUUGGACUGGGCCUAAAAUGAUUUAAAGAAAAGUAAAGGAAGUGUUGUGCAUGUUUUACUGCUACUGAUCCAUUCAUUCACUAUGGUCUCCUGGCUGAGUGACUCCAGGCACAUCUCUAGACUUUGUGUGUGUGUGUGUAUGUAUGUGUGAGAGAGAGAGACCUGACCACUUCUUGCUUACUUAACACACUUAUAUUAGAACUGCCAGAAACUAGAACUUGUUCUUCUGCAGGUGCAUCCUAAUUUCUGUUUAUUGGUCAACUUGAUUUGUACAUUAAUCAGGACUUUAUAUAUAUGGUUUCUGUGUGAAUGUAUUUCAACUUAUUACAAUCUUUUGACAGAAAGAAUGUUUAGUUCUCAUGUCUGUAGUUUUUACUAAAAUUGUACUUUACUUUCUGAAAGGUUUUUGACUGUGGCUUGUUUGGACCAGAUCCAGGUAUCAGGUUUGAAACAACAUAAUUUAACAGACUGUUCCCUGGUACACUGCCCCAAUUGUCGACUGUUUCAUUGACCUAUAACAUGCUGUGCAUUCUGCAAUAAUUGACCAAUGAGCUUCCCUGUGUGAGCGAUAAGACGACCAGCGAGAGGUGGUAGCUUCCAGCCCUUUUUAUUUCAUGACGCUUCUGUGAUAAAUCUAAAUAUGCUGGAUAGUGAACUUUGCAACAAAAUGAUUUUUAUGGUUAUUUUUUGUGUUGUUUUUCAUGUUGACAAUGAGAAGAAACUUAAACUUAAGAAAAAUAUGUUUAUCACAAUGACUACAGGCACAAUAUAUUUAUGUGUGUUAUGAGUAGAUGUUGCACAUUCCACAUGUCACCUGUUUACUCUCAAGCAAAAAAAAAAAAACACCAGUAUCAAGAGAGAUACAUUUUGUUUGUUUAUUAAGUCAUUGAGUAUUGAAAAAAUGUCACAUCAAGCUCUAAAAUUAUGAAAUGUCUUGGUUGCACAGUGUCAAACAUGAAUAAUGUUCACUGCACUCAGUUUUGCCUGCUUAUACACUAUAAAUGAUAUUGUGUGUUUUACUGUAUAGACGUUAUAUUUAUGUAUCUUAAUGUAUAUACAUAUGCCUGUAUGGUCAUGUGAUUAUACUGUGUUAUGUUCAAUGAAUUUGAGUGUUAUAGCAAUUAUUCAUGAAUGAUUUGAUUGUAAUUAUUAUUUUUAAUUAAAUGGGGAACAAAACAAAUUGUUGCAUGUCAUGUAUGACAGAUAGAUGGAUGGAUAGAUAGAUAGAUUGACGUGUACGAUCUUUGUUACUCAGUUACUCAUCAGCACUCUUCCAUAUUCCACCCACUUGAUUUAACUCAGAUGACACAAAUUGAACUUUAGUCAAAGUUAAACCUAUUGGAUUUGGGUCAACACAGUUAACCUUGAUAGUUGCCUUUUUCGGGCAGGAUGGGAAAAAAAAAAAGAAACCGUCAAAGUAUAAAAGUCUGUUCUUUGAUAAUGCUCGUCCCACUUGACCGGCACUCGAAGCCAACAUACAAGAAUCAAGGUAAGAAGGAAAGCUCAUAUUCUUGUAGUUCUGGUUUAUUCUACUGCAGAGUGAUGGUAGUUUUAGUGCCGCUGUGCAGAUAGUUGGUAAUAUUUUAGUGA